GCCUGGACAUGAUGAGACAAUGAAGACAGAAUUCAAGUUCUCCAACCUUCUGGGCACUGUCUAUGGCCGAGGGAAUCUUGUCUUCACGCCCGAUGGCAACUCUCUAUUGUCGCCAGUGGGCAACAGGAUCUCUGUCUUCAAUUUGACGAAAAACACUAGCUACACUCUCCCUUUCGCUCAUCGAAAGAACAUCACCCACCUCGACCUCACACCAGAUGGGAACCUACUACUCACGAUUGAUGAAGAUGGGCGAGCGAUACUAUCCAUAUUCCCCAGACGACUUGCUAUCUACCACUUCUCAUUCAAGACUCCGGUCACCUCUCUAGCGUUCUCACCAGACGGACUGCACUUUGUUGUUGGACUGGGAAGAAAGAUACAAACGUGGAGGACACCCUCAACACCCAGUGGAGCUGCCAAUGGAGACCUUGAAUUCGCGCCCUUCGUGCUUCUUCGGGAAUAUGGCGGCCAUUUCGAUGAGGUGAGGCACCUCAGCUGGUCAGGCGACUCGCGUUUCUUCCUGAGCGCUUCCAAGGAUCUGAAUGCCCGGAUAUGGAGUUUGGAGCCUGAGGAUGGUUUCGAGCCAACGGUGCUAUCCGGCCACAGACAACAAGUCAGGAAUGCCUGGUUCUCGGCCGACCAAGAAUCGAUCUAUACUGUCAGUGAAGACGGAGCUCUUUUCCGGUGGGAGUUCGCGCCCAGACAACAAAACGAGGACGAGGACCCAACUGAGCUUGCUGACGAAAGAUGGCGAAUUGUGCAGCGGGAGUAUUUCAUGCAGAAUGCCAAAUUAAAAUGUGCUGUAUACCACCCAGCCACGAACUUGCUCACUGUUUGUUUCGACAAUGGCCUGUUUUCUCUGUAUGAGAUUCCAUCAUUCUCCAACAUCCACAGCCUAUCCAUGGCUUCUUCUCCUAUCUCUACCGUCACCAUCAAUAAGACAGGAGAAUGGCUGGCAAUGGGAUCUUCCAAGACUGGUCAGCUGCUCGUGUGGGAGCAUGCUUCGGAGUCGAACAUCCUCAAGCAGUCCUCCCACCUCGAUGCUCUCACCACGUUGUCAUAUUCCCCGGACUCGACACGAAUCAUCACAGGAGCUGAUGAUGGACUGAUCAAAAUCUGGGACAUAGCAUCUGGCUUUCACAUAGCAACCUUCACCGAGCACACUUCAGCAGUUACGGCAUCGGCAUAUUCAAGGAGAGGAAAUAUCCUUUUUACUUCAUCUCUCGAUGGCUCAGUCCGUGCUUGGGAUAUGCUCAGAUAUCGGAACUUCCGAACGUUCACCGCCCCAACGCGGUUAUCUUUCUCCUGUCUAGCCAUAGAUCCGUCAGCCGAAGUGGUUUGCGCAGCAUCUCACGAUUCCUUCGACAUCCACUUAUGGUCGGUUCAGACCGGUGCUCUGCUCGAUCAGCUAUCUGGGCAUGAAGGCCCUAUAUCCACGCUCGCUUUCACACCAGAUGGACGAUAUCUUGUCUCAGGAUCUUGGGAUCACACUAUCCGUGUAUGGUCGGUCUUUGACAGGUCGCAGACUUCUGAAGUGCUGCAACUCACCUCAGACCUCCUAUGUAUUGCUAUUCGCCCCGACUCUGCGCAAAUUGCUGCUUCCACACUGGAUGGGUCUCUCACAUUCUGGAGUCUUAACACAUCAAUACAGGAGUCUGGCCUUGACGGCCGACGAGACGUAAGUGGAGGCCGUACAUUGACCUCUCGACGCACCGCGGCUUCGACGCCAGGCACGAAAUCAUUCAACACAAUUACGUAUUCUGCUGACGGAACCUGCUUGCUUGCGGCAGGAAACAGCAAGUAUAUCUGCUUGUACUCGGUCACCACUCUGACAUUGAUUAAGAAGUACACCGUCUCUAUCAAUUUGAGUUUGGACGGUACUCAAGAAUUCCUCAACUCCGCUGCCAUAAUGUCUAACGGCCUUCCUCGGGAUAUGAUCGAUACUGAAGGCGACGCAAGUGAUCUUGAAGACAGAAUUGAUCGAAGCUUGCCGGGAGUCAAGCGUGGCAGAGAUGCCACGGCCAGAACUCUUCGGACAGAAGUACGUGUUACUAGCGUCGAGUUCGCUCCUACCGGCAGAAGCUUCUGCGCAGCAAGUACGGAAGGUUUGUUGAUUUAUAGCCUCGAUAACACGGGUAUGGAGGACUUCGAUCCUUUUGACCUCGACAUCGACGUCACGCCACAGAACAUCCGUGCGAUCCUCAAGCAGCCUGAACCGGAACAUCUCAAAGCGCUGAUCAUGGCGUUCAGAUUGAAUGACAGACCUCUGUUGCGAAAGGUCUAUGAGUCUGUGCCCUACGAGGCAAUACCGCUUUUGAUCCGGGAGCUGCCUAAGGUAUACCUUGGUCGACUGUUGAUGCUUUUGGGACAACAGAUGGAAAAUAGCCCGCAUCUUGAGUUCGCCUUACGUUGGGUUGGUGAAGUCUUGAGUGUCCACGGACGCUACAUCAAGGAAAGGCAAGGCGAGUUCGCCAGUGAACUCCGGGCAGUGCUACGAGGAGUAGACGGUGUAGGAAAAACAGUCAGAACGCUGAGCGAGCGUAACGCAUUUGAGAUUGAGUUCCUGUGUCAGCAAUCUUCAAGCAACGAUCAAUCUGCGCUUCAACUGCUUGGGGAGAAGCAACACUCGCUCACUAAUGGUUUCGUCAAUGGCGCGAAUGACGAUGAAGGCGAAUGGAUGGGCCUUGAGUGAACGGUCUGGUGACGCUCUCUAUUUCGAAUGACCCUCUCUCUGGGGUUGAUGACACGGAAGCCCCGACUUCGCAGCAUUUGUGGCUGGACAAUUCUAUCAUAGCUACAUCACCACCGACGAUAUCGACGUGGAUGCAAAGAGUCCAGUCAUUAUUCCACAGCCCAAGAUCCCAGCUGUCUAUGGCCUUGGCUUCUAGCUGCUGUGACUUCUUGACAUGUUCACACAUGUUGAUGAGUCGGUCGAAUGUGGUCGACAACUUCAAAGUACGGCAGAUGCGGUCUGUGAGUCAGGCAAGUUUCUUGCUGGGAGAGUGUCUUUAGCUACGCUGUUGUCAGCCGGCCUGAUUGAAGUCUUUGGGCGACUCGUCCAUGAUGUCGACUGUCACGAGACUUUGUCUGUUAACAAUGCCUUGCUUCGCGCAAACCAAGCAUGGUGUACCGUUUGUCGUUAUGCAGGCUCGUAUGAUCCCUGGAUUCCCCCGAAUGACUCCCCGAUCUUUAAGAUACUGAAGACAAGGCCUCAGUCUGUGCCAUACAACCAAGACAGCCAGACACAGCAACUUGAAUUCUUACAACCCUUUCAGCUACAGCAGAUCUAGCAGAUCAAAUUCACUAACUACAUCCAAGAUGUACUACAGUGCCAAUUCGACAAAAUUCCCAUCAACCAGGGGAAGUACAAACUUUCCUGCUGCAAAUAUUGUCAAAUGGUCGAUGACACACCUAAGAUUGAAGAACAUAAACCGAUGUGUGUGGAGAAUCCGAAUCGCAAAUGAAGCAACUCGCCCAGCUUGUUGCGAGCUUGAGCAUGUACCCAACCACUGGACGAGAUUCGACUCUCGGUUCAGCUUUCUAUCAUGCGGCCGCAGAAGUCUGAUGGCGUGCUUACGCCUGCGCUGUGGUCGUUUGUAGCUCUCAGACACAGGGAAGGCUCGAAGGUCUUGGGGCAUGGGCUCAAGAACACCAUAGCGACUGUGUUGUUGUUCUUGUUUUCACCCACUUCGUCUGUGGGCGCCGACUUUAAGCUGUAUGGAGCAAGACUAAGGCCCAGUAGCAAUUAAAGCUGGCUUUUCACGAACAAUUCCCUAUGUAG
Molecule: messenger RNA, 3778 nt
Organism: Exophiala xenobiotica
Lineage: Eukaryota; Fungi; Ascomycota; Eurotiomycetes; Chaetothyriales; Herpotrichiellaceae
Exons: 3
Coding region: 20-2689 (889 amino acids)
Biological process (GO): maturation of SSU-rRNA from tricistronic rRNA transcript (SSU-rRNA, 5.8S rRNA, LSU-rRNA); ribosomal small subunit assembly
Cellular component (GO): small-subunit processome; Pwp2p-containing subcomplex of 90S preribosome
Molecular function (GO): protein binding
Source: RefSeq, a predicted model, not a curated record